UUUUUUUGUUACGAUAUUGUAGUGCUGACUCGUUCGGCGCUCAAAUUAGUUAAUUUUUUUUUUAAAUGUUAUUUAUGUAUUUUGUAUAUUAACUGAAGACUAGUUGAGGCAAUCAAAGAGAAAUGUUUAUUAUGUUAUUUAUUUAUUUUUUUAUGUGCUGCGCCAGAUUUCAUAAUUUUGAUACACAUCUGAAAGUUGGAGACCUGAAGAAAAAUGGAACGAAAAAAAGUUCUUGAGCUGGAUAAGAUUUGUCGAGUAUGCAUAGCAGAACGUAAAGAUAUGCGUCCACUAUUUAGUGAAAAGAUCGCAGAGAUGCUAAUGGAGUGUGCUACUGUAAAUAUUGAAAAUACUGAAGGUUGGCCCGAUAAAAUUUGCGUGCAAUGCGUACACGCUGUGUCGCGGUGUCAUGCCUUCAAGAAGCAGGUUGAACGCAGCGACAAGGAAUUAAGGGAAUAUAUUAAAAGUUUAACUGUACGUGUGGUCAUAGAAGAAACCAAUGAUAUGAAGCUGGACGCGUCUCCCCCAAAAAUGUUGUCGCAGAAGCCACCUAAAUUGCAACUAAUACAGCCGCAGGCGCAAUUUCAAUUACAGACGCAGCAAAAUCAAUUACAAUUGCAACAACAGCAAAUAAUUCUACAGCCGCAACAGCAACAGCAGCAACAACCACAGCAACAGCAACAGCAUCAGCCUCAAAAUCAACAACUGCAACAAGUACAGCAUUUACAAUUGCAGCAACAACAAGAGCCAAGCAAACGUAAGGCCGUUAGUACAUCACGUAAAUCUCAACGGCAGUCGAAAAAAUCACAUUUGUUGCCUCAGCAGGUACAGCAACAACAGCACCAACAACAACAAACACUUGAUCAUGUGUCGUUGCAAACAAUGGUACAGAAUAUAACACCACCGCGCACACAAGCACAACCUGCAACUCAACAUUUGCAAACUACACAAUCGUCCUUGCAGCAACAACAGCCACAACCCCAGCAACUAAUUUCCACAACCGCCUUGCCACAACAAAUUGUACUACCCAAUGGGCAAAUAAUUACCACAGCGCAAAUUGUCACACACGCCGGACCUCCACAGAUUGCGCAGAUUAUUAGUACGUCGAAUGGCUCAACGGUACAAGCAAACCCUGCCUCUAACGCCGUAGCAGCGCAACCACAAUUCACGCCACAGAUUAUACAAACAUCUAACGGACAGACGCUACAGCUAAUACAGCAGCCGAAUGGGCAGCAAACGCUGCAGUUAGUACACGUAAUGCCGCAGCGUACAAUUGCCACCACAGCAAAUGGGACAAGCGUGAUGGUAACCACUUCCGAAGAUGGCACCACGACGAUAGUUGAUGAUGAAACAUUGAUCACACCUGAUGAGCAUCACCUGAUCGAUGAUGAAGCUGAUCUGGAAGAUGAUGAUGAACAAGAACAAAUCUGUGAAACAAUUGUGGUGGAAGAUGAUCAGAUCACGCAUCAGCAGUUGCUUGCUGGCCACCAUACAAUAGUAGAUGAAGAUAAUUUAUCGCAAGGCGAGGCACAAGAACUGGAGUACCUUGAGGAUGUAACUGUAACGACCUCGAAUGUAGGACAUUCACAUCAUCAGCAACAUCAUCAUACUCAGCACUAUCAACAGCUUAGCGAUUGUGAUGGUGAUGCAAGUCAACAGCAACAUAUACAACUGCAUGACGAUGAUGAUAUAAUCGAAGAGAUACACAUGGAUGAAGAGGAAAUGCUGGAAGAUGAUGGUGCAGAUGUGAUGCAUGUGAUGGAAGGAGAUGGUAGCGAAUUUAUUAGUGAUGAAGAUGGAAGCCAGCAACAUUUGGUGGGCGAGAACGGGGAUCCGCUGCAGUACACUGUACUAGAAGCAGGCACCGACGAUGAAGAGCUCGUUGAAAGCGACGUAAAAGAAGUUCUUCAAGCUGCUUGCGGAUCGGAAAUGCAGAACGUGGUCGAUUUUAAUCAAACAGUCAGCAGUGUAGCAAGUGGUGGUGGUGGCGGGGGCGUUGGAUCAGGUAGUGGCGCAUCUGUAGGCAGUCAAACUCCGACACCCAAGCGUCAACGUAAAUCGAAUUCAAAAGCUGUAGCCAAUUCACGUCAACUAGUUGCCACCGCAUCCUCAAUAGCAACAUCAGGGACCUCGGACGAUUUGGAUAUCGAUCCAAAAUUCAUUGCCGAAAUUAUAAGUCAGCAAACGAGUUUGCUCGGCUCCGGUCGCCAUGUAUGCAAUCUAUGCCGCCAUGAGUUUAAACAAUUUAAAGCAUUGCAUAAUCAUAUGCACCAACAUUCGAAUUGGAUACGUGCCAAUUGCAAAAAACAACCGCAGUGUGAAAUCUGCCUUAAGAGCUUUAAAGGUCCAGGCAUGCUAAAGAUGCACAUGAAGACACAUCAAUCCGCUGCGCGCACACCUACCUGCAAUAUCUGUAACAAGAGCUUCAAAUCAAAAGCGAUACUGUAUCGUCAUCGGCAAACGCAUCAACUGCGCUCCUAUGCUUGCGCCGUGGAUAAUUGCCGUAAAACAUUCUCGAUGCCACAAACGUUGCGUACGCACUCGGACAACAAACACCCCAACUCAAAGCAGCCGAGAUUCAAAUGUGGCGAAUGUAGUUUACAUUUUGACGAUGUCGACAUGCUGCAUACGCAUGUGCAGACGGGUGUGCAUAGUGAUACGAUAACAAUGGAAAAUGGUGACGGUGGCGGAGACAAUAAUGGUGCCGGUGGCUCGGGUGGUGGCAGUAUAGAUGGCUCGGGUUGUAUGGAUGGCAAUAUGACGGGUAACACUAUAAUUGUUGUUACGCAGGGUUAGUUACACAGUUGCUAGGCAAGCUGCGUUCAUUCUCCGUUCAGUCGUUCUCUCUUAGCGCCAGUUUUGUAAAUUUGAUUGGUUUCCUCGAUGAAAAAGAAUGCUUUCCCAAUGUGCUAGAUUUAAUGUUUAAUUUGUUCAAAACAAAAUAAACAAACAAUUCAACAUUAGAAUUAAUUAAAA
Molecule: messenger RNA, 2973 nt
Organism: Bactrocera oleae (olive fruit fly)
Lineage: Eukaryota; Metazoa; Arthropoda; Insecta; Diptera; Tephritidae
Biological process (GO): regulation of DNA-templated transcription
Cellular component (GO): nucleus
Molecular function (GO): zinc ion binding; DNA-binding transcription factor activity, RNA polymerase II-specific; RNA polymerase II cis-regulatory region sequence-specific DNA binding
Source: RefSeq, a predicted model, not a curated record